This is a messenger RNA of Angiostrongylus costaricensis, 570 nucleotides long. NCBI's taxonomy places the organism in Eukaryota, Metazoa, Nematoda, Chromadorea, Rhabditida, Metastrongylidae. The record is from the annotation of a GenBank genome assembly.
AUGAUUUUCACGACAAUACUGAUGUUUGGAGUUUCCGUGUUAUCCGAAGAUGCUUCAACCCAAACAAGAGAUGCUUUCAUUGUUGCUAGCAAGUUCCCGCAGUCGAUGUAUGCUGUUGAGAACAUGGACCUCGUGCUGGAGUACAGUCUCUACAAUACAGGCGACAAGGCUGCUUUAAAGGUUACUCUCGAUGAUCGUCAUUCAUUCCCCACGCAGUCGUUUGAUAUUAUGAAGGGUCUUCUCAAUGUUCGCUUCGAGAGAAUCAACCCUGGGGCAAAUGCGACUCACUCAGUUGUUAUUCACCCACGCCAUUUCGGAGUGUUCAACUAUACUUCUGCGCAAAUCACUUACACAUCGGAGGAAAGUGGGGAAGUUCAUAUAGGAUACACUAAUGCUCCGGGGGAAGGAUACAUCUACCGCUUGAAAGAAUAUGAACGCAAGUUUGCUCCUAAAUACCUCUACUGGGUUGUGUUCUUCAUUCUAAUUGCGCCUACGACUCUCGGAUCCUAUCUUGCUUACUCCAAAAGCAAAAAGAAAUAUGAGGAGCUUGGCAAGAAGAGGAAUUCUUAG